AUUAGAUGUCCAGAGAUUCAAAGUAGCUCUUCCCGCACUUUGUCCUCAAAGUGAGCAUGCUGAAAGUGCUUCACAACUAAAAUAGUUCUGUCAGAACUGAAACUUUAACAAGAUAUAUUUUAAAUUAAGAGAACUUGUGUGUGCUGGGUGAGACUGGCAUCCAAAUCCUUACCUUAAAUCCUUCCCUCUCCAGACUUCAGCCAGGAAGGAUGUUCUGGGCUGUUUGUUCAGUGUGGUGUUGCUCUGGGACAUCCAGCAUUGAUGAAUUCUGUAGGGUUGGGGAGUGGGGGAGAGAGCGGAAAUGAGUAACUGACACCUGGCUGGUUGGUUUUGCUUCUAAUUUCAGGAGUCUUCCCUAUCUGCUGCUGCUGCAAUCCCCCUUUUGACCAUUUCCGACAUGCACUGGCUGUUCCAUCCUGUGCUCUAGAACUUCUGCCAACUGCUGCAAAAGAAUAUCUGACCUCUCCUCUCUUCUCUGCAGGAUUUUAGCUGAUGUGAAAGUGAGGGGAAUAACUGGUCCCCUGUACCCCGGUAAAGCCUACCCGUGUUGAGUUAGUGCACAAGACCCCUGUGUAGUAAACUGGAAACACAAACAGCCAUAUGCUCUUUUUAUUACACAUUAGACUACACAUGAAGAUCGAGAUCUAGACUUUAACAAAGAAGAUAGGAACAUUAAAAUAGGGCAACUUUGGGUACUUACAGAGUUACUACUUUGUUUCUCUACUGCUUGUCUUCCAAGUAAGUUUAUGGUUGAUGUCUUCCUAGUGAAAAUCAAGAGGGGCAGGAACAAAAGUCUUUCUGUAAUCAAUGCUGGUGCAUUACUUAUUGUGGUAGUGUGGUAAGUUCACAUAGGCUGUUACAUCACAUGUGCAGACUGUGUUUCUGUGAUGUCAGUUUAUGCUGCUUGGAUACUGCAAUGUGCUUGUGAUAGAAGGAGAUCUGUGUGUGGAGGGCUUUGCAGAUACAAGGGGAAUGUCCAGGGGAGGGAGGCGUUACUACCAGAUCUAGACCACUGUCCUUACAAAGAUUCCAAGGUUUUUUAAGAGCAGUGUCUCAUGAACUUUUCCUGGUCAGGAACUGCUUCAUUGCUAUGCCUUCCUUGCCCCUGCAGACCUUUAGUGUCCAGCUUCGUCUAGCUGAAACGAAUGAGAUCUUUUCACUGCCUCGAUGCCAGGAUGAUUUGACACUGAAGAAACUUAAGUCCCAUUUGGAAUUGUUGACUGGGAUCCCCCUUCACUUCCAGCGGCUUCAGUACCUGGAUGAAGUAGAUCUGCCAGAUGAGUCUACGUUUAAGGACAACGAUAUUGUCCCUGGUGGAACAAUUACAAUGCGCAUCUGGCGACAUGAUGGCUGGGGGCAGCUUGUGGCAGCUGCUGCAAAAGGAGAGACUGCAAAGUUAGCCCGUCUGGGAGUCACAGAGGACUGUGCGGGCACCACGCCAUACGCAGAGUUACUGGGACCAGAGCAGAAAAAGGAAUGGGCAGCACACCGAGCUUUCGUGGCGCUGUUUGUUGCCAGCCACAGAGGUCAUGUUGAAACUGCCAGGUUUCUCCUGAGACACGGUGCAGAUUUACAUUCUGAAACCCCUCUAGGAAGAACUGCCCUUCACGCUGCUGUUGUCACGGGCCAGUGCGACUGCAUCGAACUCCUCCUUAGCUGUGGGGCGCAAGCUCUUGCCCCGGACAGAGGGGGACAAACUGCGGUGAGCCUUGCCCGCCUGUGGGGCCAGAAGCAGAGCGAGCGCACCAUGCUUUGCUUCCAGCGGAGGAAGAGAUCCCCUAGCGCCGUGCCACCCUCAGCGCUGUGAAUCGGGCCUUGCAGCGGGCGCCUGGCCCCACAUCCUAAAAUACAUACGGACUAACUUGGUUCUGGCAAAUUUCAAGGGAGAGUCAGUAACUUUCCCAGAGACCCACACUUCAAAUAUAGGUCACUGGGUGGGAUUUGUAGGUUUUAGUCAUGAAAUAAGCUCCCACAGUAGUGAUGCUGCAGCUAAGAUGACAACUGGCUUGACAGCACAGCUCUCAAACAUGCUUUUAAUUUGUAGCUUAAGUAUUUAUAACACUGUUCCCUAGCCAAGCUGGCCAUUUAGUUAAUAUGGCUUGUAGGAGAGCUCGAGCUCGUCUGCAAGUUCUCUUUGGAAUGCUCCUUGCUAGGGUAAUUUCCUAAUGGUUGGCAGCAGACCAGGGCGAUAUAGUUUAAUGGGUGUUUCAGGGAACUGGAAAUCCCUAGGUCUUUCAUCCAGUUCUGGCCCUGACUGGCUUUAUUGCCUCUGGCAGAUCAGUUAAGGGUUAUUUUAUAAGUAGGGCAGUUUGUCUGCCAUGGGAGGGUGCAGGCAAAGUUGAUGUGCAUGUAAGUGGCUAAUUACGAUUGCCCAGUGCUUGCUUAGUGUCUCCAAGGUUUUAAGCCACAGGGCUUUGAAGGUUGGGGUUUCUUGAAGCCAGAGCUGGGGUGAAGGGAAUUGCCCAUCUGCUUUCCAUGCUUCUUAGUAUCCCAGAUUCCUGCGAUGCUUUAAAAAUAAAAAUACUGCUUACAGUCUC
Grus americana (Whooping crane) is the source of this 2537-nucleotide messenger RNA. RefSeq names its product ankyrin repeat domain 60 (gene ANKRD60). The record is from RefSeq and is a predicted model, not a curated record. Gene Ontology annotation, molecular function: protein binding. Lineage: Eukaryota; Metazoa; Chordata; Aves; Gruiformes; Gruidae. The transcript is spliced from 4 exons. Bases 1091 to 1807 code for a protein of 238 amino acids.